This is a messenger RNA of Acaulospora colombiana, 266 nucleotides long. Lineage: Eukaryota; Fungi; Glomeromycota; Glomeromycetes; Diversisporales; Acaulosporaceae. The record is from the annotation of a GenBank genome assembly.
CGGCCAGUGGCUUCACACCUUCUCACAUUGAAAUUUUCUGCAAAGCACUCGAGAACCACCUCGAUUGGCACCACAGAGAACACAAGAGUCCGUUCAUUUCUACGUUUCGUGCCAGGCGACAUGCUUUCCGAUGGGCGAAGCGUUGGGACCUUGUCGAAGACCUCGACAUCUCCGUCACGCUAGACCCUUCCCAAUAUCACUCCGAGUAUCUCUGCCUCCAUCGCAUCCCGGAGCGGGUGAUUGUGAACAGAACAAGGCUACAAUAG